Thecamonas trahens ATCC 50062 is the source of this 2624-nucleotide messenger RNA. Its product is annotated as ATPase family 2 protein. The transcript has a single exon. NCBI's taxonomy places the organism in Eukaryota, Apusomonadida, Apusomonadidae. Gene Ontology annotation, cellular component: cytoplasm. The record is from RefSeq and is a predicted model, not a curated record. Bases 9 to 2624 code for a protein of 871 amino acids. Gene Ontology annotation, molecular function: ATP binding; ATP hydrolysis activity.
CUUUGGAGAUGGGGCGACGGAAGCCGAGGACGCCGCAACGGACAAGGGGCGGCAGGGAGGGAACAGGGCAUACCGUGAUGACCGUCACCUCGCCGGUCAACUAUGGCACACCGGUGGCUCAAGGCCGCUCGCGGGGUCCGCUCGACGACACACCGCUAGCACUGUAUGCCCUGUUUGGUGAAGCCAUCGAUGAAUCGCUAGGCAAAGCUCCUCUGAGUGAGCCAUCUGAUCACGCAUCCGAUCAGGCUUCGUUUGAUGCUGAGCUCACACUGAGUGUGCUCCGCAUGCCCGACGCCAUCGAGCCCAAGCUCGCCCAUCGAUCGGUGGCCUGGAUGAACAAGGCUGCCAUGCGCGCUCGGGGCUGGGUCGGCGGUAUUCGAGUCAUGUUGGUGCGCGCUCCUUCUGUGGCGGCUGCCAUCAAUGGUCCGGACGGCGCUGAUGGCGCUGAUGGCACUGAUGGCGCUGAUGGCGCGGACAGCGCGAGCGAGGCCCUGGUGCAUCUGUGGCCGUCCAAGCAUGUGCCUGCCGGGUGUGUGUGCAUGGACUCGUCCUCGCGGCGAUCAGGUGGGCUGAGCUACGGCACCCAAGUUGCUCUUUGUCCGGCGCUCAUUGCUGUGGCAGAGGCCACGCGGAUGGAGGUCGAACUCAGAUCAUCGGCUGCGUUGUGGGACAAGGUGCCGCCAGCCACCCUAGCGUCGCUUGUUCUUGGCGAAGCCAUUGAUCGGAUCUUGCGACCAGGCUCGUGGUUCAAGACGUACGUGGGCGGAAAAAGUCUCUCAGUCGAGGUAAUUGCGUUGUUUGGCGAUGAUGCUGAGACUUCUGGCUCGUGGCAUCAGGUCUCGUCGCGGACGGCUAUUGUCAGCAUGGAUUUGGCUACCGCGACCGGCGUCGUCCGCCGUGUUGACUUUGACAGCUCUCAGGGCAGCAGUGGUGCAAGCUCGGACGGCUGGGUGCCCAAGGAGGUACCAGCGGAAGUUCUGGCGUCGGCGCUCCGUGUCGGCGGGCUCGACGACGAGCUUGAGGUUGUGCGCAAGCUGCUGCAGCGCGCGGUUGCCGGGAGCACCAAUGCAACAAUCCGCCCGGCCAAGGGCGUGCUCCUGUACGGCCCGCCGGGAACCGGCAAGACUGCAAUGGUGCGGUCUCUGGCGCGCGAAGAAGGCGUCACGCUGUUUGUAGUCGACGGUGCCGAAGUGCUCUCCAAGUACUAUGGCGAGACUGAGGCCAAGCUGGCGGCAGUUUUCAGCGCUGCUAGCGCCGCCUGCAGGCCGGCGGUUAUCUUUGUGGAUGAGAUCGACGCGCUUGCUCCGUCCCGCGAGUCGGGCACGCUGACGCAGCUGGAGAAGCGCAUCACGUCCACGCUGGUGGGCCUGCUCGACGAACUGCACGCAAGCGACUCGGCAGUCUUGUUUGUGGCUGCCACCAACCGGGUGGCGGCGCUGGACCCGUCGAUGCGCCGGCCGGGACGACUCGACCGCGAGCUGGAGAUCGGCGUGCCGUCGCCGAGCGGACGGGAGGCCAUUCUCAGCGCCCACCUUGGCGCCCUUGACGCCGGGGUGUCUGCGGUGACACCUGCCGACAUCAAGUGGCUGGCGAGCAAGACGCACGGAUUUGUGGGUGCCGACCUUGCCGCACUCCUCCGCGAAGCCGGUGUCUACGCCAUGCUCCACGGCUCUGCACAGUUGCGGAUGGACGACUUUACAGCGGUGCUGGGCAAAGUCAAGCCAUCAGCGCUACGCGAGCACGUGUUGGACGUGCCUAACGUGCGCUGGGACGACAUUGGUGGCCAGGCCGAGGCCAAGCAGGCGCUGCAGGAAGCUGUCGAGUGGCCGCUGCGGCAUCCCGAGGCGUUUGUGCGGCUCGGCAUCCGCCCACCCAAGGGCGUGCUUCUCUAUGGCCCGCCGGGCUGCUCCAAGACCAUGAUGGCCAAGGCGCUUGCGACAGAGUCGGAGCUCAACUUUGUGGCUGUUAAGGGUCCCGAGCUGUUCAAUAUGUGGGUGGGCGAGUCGGAGAAGGCCGUCCAGGCGCUGUUUCGCAAGGCGCGGGCCGCCGCACCGUGUAUUGUGUUUUUUGACGAGAUCGACGCGCUUGCCACCUCGCGCUCCGCCGCCGGCGGCGGUUCGUCCGUCCAGGAGCGGGUUCUCGCUCAACUCCUUCACGAGAUGGACGGUAUCGAGGCGCUGCACUCAGUUGUCGUCGUUGCGGCUACCAAUCGGCCGGACAAGAUCGACGCCGCGCUCCUCCGGCCCGGACGCAUGGACCGAGUGCUGCAUGUCGGCCUGCCUGAUGCUCCCGCCCGGGCCGCUAUCAUUACCAACGCGCUCGCCAAACUCGACGCCUCGCUUGUCGCCGCCGACGUAGCAAAUCACCUAGCGACGACCCUGGUGCCUGCCCUCGACGGUUACACAGGCGCCGAAGUGGCUCAUCUGGUCAAAGAGGCCUCACUUGCUGCACUGGCUGAGGUCCUUGACGCCGCACAAGCCUCAGGUCUUGCUCCAUCGGCCGCCAAGCCAAUCCCCAUCACUGCCGCCCACCUCGAUGCCGGACUGGCAGCCCUCGGCCCGCCGCGAACCCCUCCCGAUCUCCUGCAGUUCUACGCCGACUACGCCGCAUCGAUAUCUGCCUAG